UUCCCCGUAGCUGUCUCAUCUGUGUGGCGAUCGCAGUGUCCUGUCUUUCCCGCUAUCUGGACACUGAAGAGGACUGCAGGUUCCGAGCGAGGGCGGCGAAAGAGUUUGGGCGAGGGAAGCGUGUCAGAAAGACAUUUCCAUGUCCAUUUUUGUCCCCCUUCUCUCUGCCGAGACGUGUUGAAGGAAGUGUCUGCAUCGUGUGGACUUACCUCCGCGUGAGUGACACUUGGGGUAGAUGAGACAGACCUGAGCACAGAGGCAGGAGUGUGCCCCCCCGCUCCCCCCCCCCUCCUCUUCUUCUUCUGGUCCACUCCUACUGUGUGUGGAUGACCUCUGCUCCACUAGUGUGUUCCUCAGCAUCAUGAACAAAAUGAAGAACUUUAAGAGGCGUUUCUCUUUAUCUGUUCCUCGCACCGAGACCAUUGAGGAGAAUGAAUUCACUGAGCAGAUCAACCAGCUCAACAUUCAGCACACUCAUGGUCUGACUCCAGACAGACUGGGUCCUCCAUCUCAUGAUGCCAGUCCAGUGAGUCCUGAACCGACCACACCAGGAGCUCAGUCUCCAUCCCAUCUCCACUACAACAGCAAGGCCCAACACAGACGUUUCUCCAUGGAGGAUGUCAGCAAACGUAUGUCCCUGCCCAUGGACAUCCGCCUGCCUCCGGAGUUUCUCCAGAAACUGCAGCUGGAGAGUGAAAACUCACCCCUCUGCAAACCUCUCAGUCGCAUGUCUCGACGCGCUUCACUGUCUGACAUAGGCUUUGGAAAACUGGAGACGUACGUGAAGCUCGGCAAACUCGGCGAGGGGACAUAUGCCACAGUGUUCAAAGGGCGAAGCAAACUAACCGAGAACCUGGUGGCAUUGAAAGAGAUCCGACUGGAGCACGAGGAGGGAGCACCGUGUACUGCAAUCAGAGAGGUGUCUCUACUGAAGAACCUGAAGCACGCCAACAUUGUGACGCUGCAUGACAUCAUCCACACCGAGCGGUGCCUCACGCUGGUGUUUGAGUAUCUCGACAGUGACCUCAAACAGUACCUGGACAACUGCGGGAAUCUCAUGAGCAUGCAUAAUGUCAAGAUCUUCAUGUUCCAGCUGCUUCGUGGUCUGUCCUACUGUCACAAGAGGAAAAUCCUCCACAGAGACCUAAAGCCUCAGAACCUCCUCAUCAAUGAUAAGGGCGAGCUCAAGCUGGCUGACUUUGGUCUGGCCAGAGCCAAGUCUGUCCCCACUAAGACCUACUCCAAUGAGGUGGUAACUCUGUGGUACAGGCCUCCUGACGUGCUUCUGGGCUCGACAGAAUACUCCACACCCAUUGACAUGUGGGGUGUGGGCUGUAUCCAGUUUGAGAUGGCAACAGGUCGUCCCAUGUUUCCUGGUGCCACAGUGAAGGAGGAGUUGCAUCUCAUUUUUAGGCUCAUGGGCACGCCUACGGAAGAUACUUGGCCUGGUAUUAGCAGUAAUGAGGAAUUUAGGUCUUACCUCUUUCCUCAGUACAGACCUCAAGCUCUCAUCAACCAUGUGCCAAGGUUGGACACAGAGGGAAUUGACCUGCUGUCUGCUCUGCUGCUGUAUGAUACCAGGAGCAGAAUCUCAGCCGAAGCCGCUCUGCGACACCAUUACUUCCAGACUCUGGGGGAUAACGUACACAAUUUGGCAGACACUGCCUCGGUGUUUUCCCUCAGAGAGGUGCAGCUCCAGAAAGACCCUGGCCACCGCAGCUCCUUGUUUCAGCCUUUAACUCGAGGAAAGAACCGAAGACAAAGCAUCUUCUAGAAGCCACACAGAGAGAGAGGAAGCGAGAGAGACGCACAUAGGAAGGAAGGCACUGGCUUGACAGUCCACAGCACGACGGCCAAACACAGCUCAGUACAGUCACGUCUCAGCUACAUACACACAAACUCACAGACACUUGCUUGUCUCUAUGUAGGAGGAACACCGAGGUCUCGGCGAAACAAACUUUUACCACAUACAACAUACACGUAUUUGCGUACAUUUGCACAAUCGGCAACUCUUUAACCACUGAUUUACUUAUUCUGCUGACACACACACACACAUACAUUUCAAUCCAAUACAUUCUGCACCACUGGAUUAAGACUUGCUUGACAUUUGACCACCAUGUAUCCUUUGUGUUCAGUACACACCUGGUAGCACAUCUGGAACUACAGAUUAAGAAUCACCUGACCAACACUGCGACAAACAAACAGUUGUAGUGGAAAUAGAUGUUUAUUUUCACAUUUUGCUAAAUGUUAUGGCUUUUCAGUUUGCUCUCUAGGCCAUAACUCAACAAUGUAGCUCAAAGAUACACUCACCCAGCUCAUUUUAGUAUUUGUGGAUACGCUCGGUACUUUUAAUUCUCUGAAGGAAGGGACACCACAACUGCUUCCCCCUCUGAGAAUUCUAACCAGAAACCACAAAUGAGGUGUCUUUGUUUUUCAUACUUCAUUUAUUCAAGUUAAAGUUGAGCUUUUCCCAGCAUGAAGCCUUCUCCAUAUAUUUUUUAUUUUGUUUUGUUGGCCUGGUGCUAUACAACACUUGCUAAAUAAUACAUUCAGAGUAUGUAUCUUUACAGUACAACCAUAUACCAUCAUGAGGCAGCUGCCCUCUAAAAAAUAAACAGUAGGAAAAGUUGAAUCUAAUACAGCUAAUGCAAAAUGUGUGACGCUAGUUCACCAGGUAACAGUAGUUCGCAAAACUGGUUAUUGUUUGUUAAAUAGUUAAAUUCAUUUGUUCUAGGUCAGAAGAUUUAUUGCCGGGGUGUGUUCCAUGAUCUCACUGCCUUGCUGUUGUAAAUACAUUGGACACUGAAAUGGUAGCAACAUAACUUCACUGGAUUCAAUAGUCAACAGAUUUGCCUCGCUCCUGUGUGGGGACUUGUUGUGUUAAACAGCUCACUUUCACUUCAGUUCUUGAAGUUGCCUUAGUAAACCGUGCAUGAUAUUUUGGCUUGUGACAAACCUCUAUUUGAGCUUGUGUAUCCAGUGUGUUAGAAGGCAUAUUUGCUUUGUGUCUGUAAAUAAGUCCUUGCAAGUGUGCGUAAUUCUUAGUGUCCUUUUUUGCACAAACCAGAAGUGUCCUCUGAAGCCUGCUCCCUUACCCUGAGUGUCUUACUUAACAUGAUUCCAAGAAAUGACCCCAUAUUGUACAAAAACCGCGUGACUCUAGAACUGAAACAUGGGAAGAUUAUGUCGUACAAGUACUUUCUCAUAGCAGUGAUGGGCUUGAGCGCAGACCAGAUCAGUGGUUUCCAAACGCUCUCUUUCAUCCCACUCCCCCCAAUCAAUGGACUCAUCCAAAUCCUGAUACCUGAUAUGGGCUCAAGCAAAAAUCAGCCUCCCUACUUUUACUGUUUUUGCAAUCUUUAUUUUGAUGUGACCUGCUACACGUACUUCAUAUGAUAGCGUCUAAAGGACAAAGAAAACUCACAAUCUAGCAACACAGUUAACAGCAUUAUUUUUGCUUAUUAACUGUAAUGUUAUCUGUGUUUUGUAAAUUGUAAUCACGUACAAGACUUAGUAUUGAUAUGACAGUAAUACGCCUUAUAGUCGUCUUUAAGAGUCAGUUAUAGACGAAUCCAGUUGCCUACAGCUGAUCCCUGAACACUACCGUUAUUAUUGAGUAACACAUCACUGCCCAACACUGUUAGUGAAUGAAGUGUGGGAAUAAAGGUAACAGAAGCUUCAUCUCUACCCUCUAUCCCCCUUCUUACUCUAUCGCACCUCCUCCUGCUCACUUCCAGCAGAAAUGGAAAUGAUGAGGGAGGCUGUCCCAGCGUAAACCAAUGACAUUACGUCACUGACCUGUGGGGUUUGAUCAGGCUUGUUUGGUAACUUAACCGUGCAAUAUAAAAGAGACAGUGUGUGUGGAAUACAAGAGCGGCUUCGUACUGUGUCACUUGCUUCCAGUCACUGAAAUGUUGCUGUUCUUUUAAGAUUAUAGAUUUGUUGCACAUGAAAACAUCGUCAUCAUUUAUUCACGAAGAGGACCAAUUUCUUUUUUUAGUUUGUUUUACUAUUUUAAGAUUGGAUUGGUCAUUUCCUUUGUAUUUAACCAUAUGAGACAUGUUGGGUAGAAAAAAAAAAAAAGAUUUGCUGAAGAUUUUUCACCCAAACGUCUUCCUCAGAUGUGACUGAUGGGUUUGCCUCAAAUGAACCCAUUUUUACUGUUUUGUCACUGAACAUUAGCACAUAAACGUGUUUUCUGAACAGCCACACUUCAGUUGGCUAAUAACUAAGUCUGCUGUCACAGAGACGGGUGAAAAUGCAGUAACCAUGUGGGAAUAAUACUGGACUGUCUUAGAAGGUACUCAUGCGUUUGCACCUGUCUGAAAACAGGUAAAUUUGGCUUUUCUCAUUUCAGAAAUGUAGUUAUAUGCUUCACAAACACAGCUUAUGGUUGUUGUAACUUUGGAAAUUGCCGAGUUCAUUGUUGAUGGCCGACUGGUUUAUGUCAUUUGGUCACCAAUUGUUUGGGGUUUGGGGGGGGGGAGGUUCUUUCCUUCAGACCAACAAAAUUGUUGAUGCCAGAUUUAGGGUCUGUUCUUCUAUAGAAAGUAUCAACACAGGGGUUAAAGGUGACAGUGCUCACCCUACAAAGGUCCAGCCACUGGUCUGAACACAAGCAGCCCUGAAAAUGAGAGGCAAAACAUCUACAACACAGUCAAGCACAUUAUUAUUAUGAUUAAGAUAAUAAUUGAUUAAGAUGUCAAAUUAUAGUUCAAUGACUUGCAUUCCUGUAUUCCAUAUGCUCGAUUCAUUUCUGACUUCUCAGAGAAGCCCAGUGAACCGGCUCACAUUUUGGUAUUAAAAAAAACAAAAAAAACAAUAACAUACGAAUAACAUCCUGAUUCCUGGAUUAUUUGAUCCACACAUUUUCAAAAUAUAAUGCUUGCCAAAAAGUAGAGGAGCAAUCAGAGGCCUCCUUUACUUAUUCAAUUUAGUGUUGCACAUUCCAUGUUCUUGUUCUGAAUAAGAGUUGGGGGCACUGCUCUUCCACCGUAAAUGUCUGAUUACACUGGCAUGUCGUUUUCAAAGCCCAAACCCAGGUGGUCAUAUGCACGCGUCGUGUGGUCAGAUGUAAACAAGCAAUGAUGGCACGGCGUGUGGGGUCGCCUUUUCAGCAAUAUAAUUAAAAUCUCUGUAUAUGAUGGUUUGACCCUCAGAGGCUGCAUGAAGAGACAAAUGAAGGUUAAAUGGCUGCUGAGAAAGUUUUUCUACCUCUAACAGUGAAUUAAGCUGAGGGAGGAAUAAUGUUGUGACCAUCCAGAUAAAUUCAGGGCAAAGCUCCAGGGACUUCAGAGGGAUGUUCUGUGGUCGUUACACUUCCGAACCUCCCCCCUUCCCCUCCCUCAGUGACCCAAGUAUUACUUUGUGUGUAGUUAAAUGCGUGUUAAAUUAUGCUAUUUUAAUGACAAAGAAAUAAUAUAUAUAUAUAUAUAUAUAUAUAUAACGUUUUCAUCUCUCUCAGUGAGUUGUAUGCUGUAUUGAAAAAAACAAAACAAACCCAGAACACUCUAAAAUAAGAAAGAAGAAAAAAGAAACUCAGCAGAUUAUGUCUAAAUGUUUUAUAAAAGAUAAGUUUAGAUUUUUGUAUGAGAUGUGAUAUUUUGUGUGAUACGUCUACGCCGUUCUAAAAUGAGAAAAUGAAUGUAUUGUCACUGCCAACAGACAUGAAAUUGAUGAAAUAAUUGAUCUAUUAAUCAAUAUACAUACUAUUAAAAUUAUGGAACACUCA
Solea senegalensis (Senegalese sole) is the source of this 5731-nucleotide messenger RNA. It is a transcript of the gene cdk18, whose product is annotated as cyclin dependent kinase 18. Lineage: Eukaryota; Metazoa; Chordata; Actinopteri; Pleuronectiformes; Soleidae. Gene Ontology annotation, cellular component: nucleus; cytoplasm. The transcript is spliced from 16 exons. Gene Ontology annotation, molecular function: ATP binding; protein kinase activity. Gene Ontology annotation, biological process: protein phosphorylation. The coding region runs from base 362 to 1774 and encodes 470 amino acids. The record is from RefSeq and is a predicted model, not a curated record.